This is a messenger RNA of Centropristis striata (black sea bass), 1789 nucleotides long. It is a transcript of the gene lrrc3ca, whose product is annotated as leucine rich repeat containing 3Ca. The transcript has 2 exons. The record is from RefSeq and is a predicted model, not a curated record. The coding region runs from base 458 to 1252 and encodes 264 amino acids. NCBI's taxonomy places the organism in Eukaryota, Metazoa, Chordata, Actinopteri, Perciformes, Serranidae. Gene Ontology annotation, molecular function: protein binding.
UGUUGGUUUUUUUGUCACCUGCACGAUCAAAGCCAGUGAGAUACCGCCAUCAGUGACAUGCCUUGCCUUCGCCCUGCGUCCUUGUCCACUUGCUCUGGCUCCAGCAAUGUUGCCUCUCGUUUUUCUGGUUGCGUGGAAACUAAAAGGCUGCACUGAGCAAAGCCCUGAACUGUAGGAGCAUUUCCAGUGGCGCGUCGUGGUUGCCAGAGCGGCUCUCAGCACAAGUUUAACGAGCUGCAAGAGGACCUGAUGGAAGCGAACCAAAAUAUUGAGCGAAUCGCUUUGCGGGGAGCGCUCUGAUCUGCUGGAACCAUUUCAUUGUUGGACACUUGCUGAGAAAACAUCAUGAAAAGGAGAGGGAAAGCGGCAAAGACGCUCAACAGCUACUGGGGAGGUUGAUGUGGACUUCGCCUCCUGCGCCCAGGUGGUGCUUCCUGGAGCAUGCCCGUAUCCCACGAUGUCCCUACCUGCAGACUGGUUGCUGCGCCACUCAGUGGUCAUGUGUUUGCUGCUCCACAGCCUGGUGCUAAUGACCUUCUGCUUCCACCACGCUGCCACCAGUUGCUCCAAGAGCUGCUACUGCUCUGAGAGCGAGCUCGGUGGCAAGACGGUGCGCUGCAGCAAUUUGCAGCUCACAGAGAUCCCCCAGGAUAUCCCCAAUGACACACAACGCGUCUACCUGGACUUCAACCUCUUCACUACAGUACCAGCUAAUGCUUUUGCAGGUUUGCCCCAUCUGGUUGAGCUGGAUCUAUCACACAAUGAACUAAGCCAGUUAGAACCAGGGGCAUUCAGAGGCCUGGGCUCCUCACUGCGUUUCCUAGACCUUUCUUCUAAUAAGUUAGUCAACUUUAACGCUGAGGCCUUCGAGGGCCUGCGGUCUCGCGCCAACCUGACAAACAAUCCGUGGCAUUGUGACUGCAACAUGCAGAUGGCCAUGUCCCGUGUGGACCUGGAGCCUGCGUCGCUGACGGGCAUUGUGUGCCAGACUUCAGAGCCAGAGGAAAUAGGAGUUCAAGGACUUGCCUUCCUGUUGGCACCAGACAUAGACCUAUGUGUGGUGAUGAAGAGGACUACAGAUGUGGCCAUGCUGGUCGUCAUGUUUGGCUGGUUCACCAUGGUCAUCUCAUACCUGGUCUACUAUGUCAGGGCUAAUCAGGAGGACGCCCGCAGGCACCUGGAGUAUCUCAAGUCGUUGCCAAGCAGGCAAGGCAAGUCAGAGGAGUCUUCCACAAUUAGUACUGUGGUAUAGGGCUGACGGAGCUACAAGUGGGACAAAACACCAAACAAGAUGGAGCUACUACUACACGGUCAUGAUCAGCCUCAGAUGGUUUUGCUCAGCUGUUGUCACGGAGCCAACAUGGGCAGUAAGACGUGUGCAUCUGCACAAGUAAACCAGGUCGAUGCAACCUAGCCCAGAUGAAUAAUUCAUCUUUAAGCUACCCAUUAGGAGUUUUUGUUGACUGGCUGAGUUGAUAGUUUAGUCUGUGCGCUAAGGGAGUAAAAGCGGCUCAUGUUUUUGACGAACUCCAAAUAUGGGAUACAAAUGGGAUUUAUCCAGUGGUGCAUGCACCUAGAUGCACCUCGCUUGCAAACAGACAAUUACGGAGACGACGUCAAACAUCAAUAUGGACAAUAAGAAAACGCUAGAAUGGGGAACUCCAUGUACAACUGUUUUCCAUUAAAACCCUUACGGUAUUCACCAGUAUAUUCAAAGUAAAAGGAUGUUUUCCAAUUAAAUUGUUGUUUUUUGGGGUUUGUGUUGCUGAAUGCAGUCAACUGUCUCAAA